Messenger RNA from Pocillopora verrucosa, 2514 nucleotides. The record is from RefSeq and is a predicted model, not a curated record. NCBI's taxonomy places the organism in Eukaryota, Metazoa, Cnidaria, Anthozoa, Scleractinia, Pocilloporidae.
AUGACCAAAGUGGAUGUGGCGGAAGCUGUGAAGAUUACAACGUUAGUGGCACGUUUCCUGGAGAACACCAAGCGUCAACGUGCAGCUUUACAACUCUACAAAGAGUUGGUGACACUAUUGGACUUCAUCGAACAGGAAUUUAAUUCAUCAAGAGCCUCAAUAUACGAUAAAACACGAAAGAAGUUCGAUCACUGGACUAAAUCAGCAUUUCUUUCUCUUGCUAAAGUCAAUUUACAUUUGGGUGAGUAUAAAGAGUCAAAGAUAUAUGCUGAACUUGCUCUUGCUAAAAGUAGAAAAACUGGCAGCAAAGAGACAGAAAAGUUAUGUCACCAAAUAAUGUGUCUAUGUCUGGCUUUUGGUUGUCACCAACAUGACCUAAAUACUGAAUGUCUAAAAGAAAUGCUCUCAGUUAUCAAGGAAUCCGGCGAUAUAGAGACAGAAGCAAUUGCCUACUAUCUUCUUGCCAUAAGUCAUGCUCACGUUGGUCAGAUGGAAGAGGUAGCAGAGUUUCUAGUGGAAUCAAUUCAAACGAGUCAGAAAGGUGGUUACAGGUGGUUAGAGGUUAAAUGCCUAAUCACACUAGCACUUGUAGUGCUUUUGCCAGGCCAGAAAAAUAAAGCGUUUCAGAAACUUGAGGAAGCUCUUGAAAUAAGCGAAGAAAUUGGAGACAUUAGGUGGAAAGCCAGUGCUCUUUUCGCUUUAGGGAACGCUCAUUUUGCUGAUGGUAGGUACGAAGAGGCAAAGAAGUUUUACGAGAACUCACUGCAACUCGAUGCAAAAUUGCCUCAAAUAGGAAUAUGGCUUUAUAUUAGGCUCGGUACUGUUCUUGUUGAACUUAAACAAUUUGACGAAGCCAUAAAGCUUUUACACAAAGCCCUUGAAGUCUGGGAAGAGGACAAACCAGUAUACCAGACCUUAAUCUGCAGGGACGAAAUCUUCGUCGCACUCUGUCAUCUACAUCUACUUCUUGGUCAACCGGAAAAAGGUACUGAGUAUGUAAACAAAAUAUUAACAGGAAGUUGGUACGAGGGGAAGCAUCAAUCUCUUAGUCACCUAGGUGCCUACAUUACUGCACAUGGACACUUUGAAGAGGCAUGCAACAUCCUGGCUGAAAGCAUCAAAGGUUAUGAAAACUAUAUUGAGUCUUUAAAUGACAAGUCCAAACUUUCUGUAGGAGACGGAGAAGACAACAUCGUGAUUUACCACCAACGCUGCUCUCUGCUACUCGCUCUUGGUAAGUUUGCCGAGGCUCUAUGUACAACAGAGCAAGGUCGUGCCCAUGUAUUGACAGAACUGUUGGUAAAGAAAUACAGGAUCCACGAAAAGGCCAAGUUUAGUGAAACGGAACUCAAUAGCCUUAUGGUUAGUUUGGCGAAAAGACAAGUUAUAGUUUAUUUUGGCUCUGGUCUCAAAGAGAGCAUCUUCUGGAUAAUGAAAAAUGACUUUGGUCCGAAAUUGGAGGCGAUUUCCCAAGAGAAAGCCAAAGUUGAUACACUCCUUGAAGCCAACUCCAGGUCACUUUUUUGCAGUCGAAACGUUAACUGCGAGGACCGUACAUUGUCAGCCUUGUAUGACAUUCAGGCUGCUGAUGAUGAUACCCAGCACGACAGUGUCAGUGAGAAACGUCUCCUUGAAGAGACAGACGACGAGGUACGUGAGGUUGAAAACUUACCCAAUCAACUUUUCAAGUCACUCAUCGCUCCAUUUGCUGAUCGUAUUCAGGGCCGAGAGCUUGCACUUGUUCCCGAGGGAUCUAUGGUCAUGGUUCCUUUUGCCGCACUACAGGACGAUUCUGGAAAGUACCUGUCUGACUCGUGCAGUAUUCGCAUCAUUCCUUCGCUGUCAACACUAAAGUUGAUUCUUGACUCACCAGAGAAUUAUCACAGUCAGAAUGGAGCGCUGAUCGUUGGCGAUCCACAAGUGAGUCAUGUCACAGCACUUCCGCAAUUGAAAGCAGCGAGGCAGGAGGCUAAAGAAAUCGCUGAUCUUCUGGAGGUGGAGCCUUUGUUGGGUAUGCAAGCCACGAAAGAAGAAGUGCUGCGACGAAUAACUGAUGUGUGUCUGGUACACAUCGCCGCCCAUGGUGACGCGGAAAGAGGAGAGAUUGCUUGUGCACCUAACCCAUCCUCCCCUAAAAACCCAACGAAGGAGGACUACAUGCUGACCAUGGCGGACGUUAGCAAGAUUCGGAUCCGAGCGAAGCUUGUUGUACUAAGCUGUUGUCACAGUGCUAAAGGAAAGAUCAUGAAAGCCGAGGGAGUUGUGGGGAUCGCUCGAGCCUUCAUUGCUUCAGGAGCUCGUUCAGUGCUGGUUUCUCUGUGGGCCGUGGAUGACAAAUCCACAAAGGAGUUCAUGAUUCGUUUCUACGGACAUCUGAAGCGUGAUAAAAUGAGUGCCAGUGAAGCUCUUCACCGGACCAUGAAGUGGAUGAGAGAAUCUGAGACGACCAGGUACACGGUGAGGGAAUGGGCCCCAUUCGUUCUGAUUGGAGAUGACGUCAAUCUGGACUUAUAA